CUGGACCAUCACAUGUCCUUAUUGGCGUUUCAAGUAGGCAAUCCUUCUGUAUUUCAAAACAAAAAAGACAAAUUUGCAGUAAUAUAUGAAUUGGGGAUUAAACAAAUCAACUUCCUUCUUGUUCCAAUUGUAGGAGAGAGAAAUGUCUGGUUGCAUUUGUCUUCUUCUAAACCUUAAAAAUUUGUAUUUGAUUUGGAACAUGAAGAUAAAUAAAUGAUAAGGCAUGGACACAAUGCAACAUUAUCUGACCCGAUUUAUUUAUUAGUUUUUCCGCCAUGCAUAAUUAAUCAUUGCAUACCCAAAUGGACAAAAUUUGAAGCAUAACUCAACAGUAUUAUAUAUAUGUAUUGAUCAUAUUGGUCAAGAUCAGAGCAAUUGAACAGGCACGUCAACAAACAAAGAAUAAGUCCUUAUCAAAACAAAGUAUUCAAGCAAGAUGGAAGAAACUCAUCUAUAUAAAGCUCCACAGCAAUGUUGGAGUCAUCAUAGUCUCUCAAUCAAAUAAUCCAUUAGACUAAGCUAAAAAAAAUCUUCAGUUUCUAGUAGAAUGGCAUUCACAAACCAGUGCCUGGCAUUGAUGUUAGUUUUGGCAGCAUGGGCUGGUCAAGCAACAUGCCGCAGCCUCCAAGAUGCAACGAUGUAUGAGGAGCACGAACAAUGGAGGGCUCGCUAUGGUCGGGUUUAUAAGAACACCAAUGAGAAGGAGAAGCGGUUCCAGAUAUUCAAGGAGAAUGUUGCACGUAUAAAAUCAUUUAACGAUGCCAAUGACAAUCCCUACAAGCUGGGCAUCAAUCAAUUUGCUGAUCUCACCAAUGAAGAGUUCAAGACUUCAAGAAAUAGAUUCAAGGCUCACAUGUGCUCCCCAAAAACCCCUUCUUUCAAAUAUGAAAAUUUUACUGCAGUACCAUCCUCCACGGACUGGAGAAAAAAGGGAGCAGUUACACCUGUUAAGGACCAAGGCCAAUGCGGAUGUUGUUGGGCAUUCUCAGCAGUGGCGGCCAUGGAGGGGAUCACUAAGCUUACCACUGGAAAAUUAACCUCCUUGUCGGAGCAAGAACUGGUGGACUGCGACACCAUGGGGGAGGAUCAAGGCUGUAAUGGGGGUCUAAUGGACAAUGCAUUCCAGUUCAUUAAACAAAACAAGGGCCUCACAACUGAGAACAAUUACCCCUACAAAGGAGUAGAUGGCUCAUGCAACACAAAGAAGGCAGCCGAUGAUGCAGCAAAGAUAACUGGCUAUGAAGACGUACCAGCCAACAGCGAGAAGGCCCUGAAAAAGGCGGUCGCUAACCAGCCAGUUUCAGUUGCCAUCGAUGCUGGUGGUUACGAAUUCCAGUUUUACUCAGGUGGUGUUUUCACUGGGCCUUGUGGAACUGAGCUGGACCAUGGGGUUACUGCAGUGGGAUAUGGAGUGGCUGAUGAUGGAGCCCACUAUUGGUUGAUCAAGAACUCCUGGGGAGACCAAUGGGGUGAGCAAGGCUACAUCAGGAUGCAGAGAGAUAUUGAUGCAAAAGAAGGGCUCUGCGGCAUAGCAAUGGAAGCCUCUUAUCCAACUGCAUGAACUUCAUUAAGCCCCUAUUAAAUUUGGGGCCAUUAUAAUCAGCAUCUUUUCAGCUUUCUCGAUUCUGUGUCCUGGUUACUUA
Molecule: messenger RNA, 1643 nt
Organism: Carica papaya (papaya)
Lineage: Eukaryota; Viridiplantae; Streptophyta; Magnoliopsida; Brassicales; Caricaceae
Product: senescence-specific cysteine protease SAG39-like
Biological process (GO): proteolysis
Molecular function (GO): cysteine-type peptidase activity
Source: RefSeq, a predicted model, not a curated record